AUGAGGUGGAACAACAACACCUCUAGGUUUGUGCUUAGGAGGAUGGCACAGCUGCUCAGUGAUGGUAGUAGGCUUGACAAAGUGUUCAAGGACAAAGAUGUCAACUUAGUAGCCAAGCAUCUAAAGGAGUAUAGUGGGGAGGCCGUGAGCCCAACUCAGGUGUACAACCACCUGAGGAAGUGGAGGCAAAAGUGGGCUAGGAUCUCUAAGCUCAAGGAUCUUAGUGGUGCUAUGUGGGACAGUGACGCUAACUCCAUCAUGCUAGAGGGGGAGCAAUACCUAGGCCACUGUAAGAACCACCCUAAGGACUCAGAGUUCCUUAACUAUCCUAUAAGGUUCUACACUGAGAUGGACGCCAUAUUUGGUCAUGCCAUGGCCACUGGUAGGUUUGCACUGAGAUCUAGUGAGGCCCUUGGGGUGAACCAGGCUGAUAGUGUAGCUGCAAAGGUUGAGGGCUAUGCCUUCAACCAUGUGGGAGGCAAGAGGAAGAUGGGAAAUUUCACUGAGGAUGAGAUGCUCAUGCUGAUAAACAUGUCAGAUGCUGUUAACAAUGUGGCUAAUGCACUUAGGGAGACUGGACUAGCCCAUGUUGAUCCAGACCUCUUUCUUGCUGUUAUGGAGAUGCCUGGAUUUUCUAAGGAGGCUCUCAUAUGUGCCUACACCUUCCUGCUGGACAACAAGGCCUAG
Messenger RNA from Miscanthus lutarioriparius, 687 nucleotides. Lineage: Eukaryota; Viridiplantae; Streptophyta; Magnoliopsida; Poales; Poaceae. The record is from the annotation of a GenBank genome assembly.